This is a messenger RNA of Camponotus floridanus (Florida carpenter ant), 1898 nucleotides long. Its product is annotated as cyclin-dependent kinase-like 4. Gene Ontology annotation, biological process: protein phosphorylation. Gene Ontology annotation, molecular function: cyclin-dependent protein serine/threonine kinase activity; ATP binding. NCBI's taxonomy places the organism in Eukaryota, Metazoa, Arthropoda, Insecta, Hymenoptera, Formicidae. The transcript has 6 exons. Bases 322 to 1629 code for a protein of 435 amino acids. The record is from RefSeq and is a predicted model, not a curated record. Gene Ontology annotation, cellular component: nucleus.
ACGAGUCAGCGUCUAUAGUUGCGAUUGUCUCGCUCUUUACAUCAAACAUACAUACAAAACCGACGCAUUUAUUUAUUUUAGUAUUUUUAGUUUAUACACAAACCAUGUCAUUUUCCUCUCAUAAGACAAUAAUUAAAUGAUGGACUUUGGAUGGAAAAUUGUUUAAAGUCAUCAGUUAAUAUCAUGAUAGUGUAUAUGCAAUAUUAAUAUUAAUGAAUAUGAACUUAAUGCCGUUAUCUAGAAGUACAUAAAUUCGAGUGAACAAAUCUCCAAUUUUUCGCUAAUAAAAAAAACGUCACACAUAUCGGAAAAUUAUAUGAAAUGGAGAAAUAUGAAAAUAUUGAGAUAGUAGGCGAGGGCAGUUAUGGACUCGUAAUGAAGUGCAAGCAUCGUGCAACUGGACAAAUAGUAGCUAUAAAAAAGUUCUUGGAGACGGAAGAGGACGUGCAAGUGCGAAAAAUAGCAUUUCGUGAAAUUACGAUAUUAAAGAAAUUACAUCACGAGAAUCUUGUGAGCAUGAUCGAGGUCUUCCGUCGUAAGAAACGGCUUUACCUCGUUUUCGAAUAUCUCGAUCAUAAUGUGCUCGAUGAAUUGGAGAAUGCUGGGGGUGGUCUUGACUGGGAAAGAUCGAGACGACAUAUUUUUCAAAUACUUCGCGGUUUGGAUUUUUGUCACAAUCACAAAAUCAUGCAUCGCGAUGUAAAGCCUGAGAACGUGUUGGUGUCACCGAACGGCGUGAUCAAACUUUGCGACUUUGGCUUCGCGCGCUACAUCACUGGACCUAAUGAAUCUUGCACCGAUUACGUGGCAACGAGGUGGUAUCGCGCGCCAGAACUCCUUGUCGGCGAUACCAGAUACGGUAGAGAGAUCGACGUCUGGGCAGCCGGCUGCAUCUUUGCUGAGAUGAUCACCGGCCAGCCGCUCUUUCCCGGCGAUAGCGACGUCGAUCAGUUGUACCGCAUCACGAAAGUCUUUGGUCCUCUUUACGGGAAGCAGCCAACGAACAGCAGUAGUCAUGUAUCAUUCCUACUUCGGCGUGCAAAACCCGAUGAGGUCUCGGGCUUACCACGAUCCGCGACUGUGGCUCUUCGAAGUCUCUUUCCUACGUGGAGUCCAGUAACGAUCGAUUUCUUGGCACAAUGUCUACGUAUGGAUCCUGAUACCAGGCCAAAGUGCUUCUCGUUGCUGCAGCAUUCGUUUUUCUCGCAGGACGGUUUCGCCGACAGAUUCCUUGACGAGCUGCAGCGACUCGUCGCGAAAGAUUCCGCAAUGAAUCCGCUCGUGGUUAGGAAAAUGGAAACGUCUUCCAGAAUCUGUCGUAGCAGCACCGGACGAUGGCAGAUGACGUUAAUCAAAGAGAGGAGAGCAACGAAUAACAAUAUGAAGCUGAAAGCUGCGGAGAACGAGAAUUCGCGAGGAGACCGAGCUGAUCGACCGCAAAUAAAUCGGUCGCGUGAAUUACGUUAUUUUGGACCGAUCUCCGUAAUACCGAACACCACGUAUAUUCGACGGUUAGAGCACAAAGGUCUUCUGAUUCCUGAAUCGAAGGGCUGUGUCUUACCGGCUCUGACAUCGAAGACGUACGCUAAGAGAAAAAAGUUCAACCUCCCUGGCUCGAAAAAUCGUUGAGAGCACACUAAAGAUUUUUCUUCUAAUAACAUUAAUAUGUCAAGGAAGGAGUAUGAGGAAUCUGUACAGAGAAACUUGUUACAUGCGAGACUGCAGUAUAGAGAGCAUUGUACAUAUCUUAUGUAUUCUACAUAUUCUAUAAGUGGAGAAAAUGUGUUUGUAAGAUGAGAUUUAUUUGCUCUGUAAAAAGGAAUGAACAUGAAAAGAAUUCUUUUAAUUUUAUACGGAAUGUAAAAACACAUAUAUCCAUAUUUUCACAUAUGUUUCAA